AUGCCCGCCAGGCAAGACGCUUACACCGUCUCCCUCCCCGCACCUUCGCCGCCACAGAGCAUCUCCAGCUACUCUCGCUUCAUCCACGACCACACAAAACGCCAGAUGCAAGCUUUUGGUGCCCUGUCGUCUUCAAGUUCCAGCACCUCAUCCCGAUCCUCAGUCGGCGGCACUUCCAUGACCAACGGCGCCGCUCCCCCGAUUUAG
Trichoderma asperellum CBS 433.97 is the source of this 207-nucleotide messenger RNA. RefSeq lists its product as uncharacterized. The record is from RefSeq and is a predicted model, not a curated record. Lineage: Eukaryota; Fungi; Ascomycota; Sordariomycetes; Hypocreales; Hypocreaceae.